AUGCCACACUUCCUGCUGCUCUCCAUUUCUCGUCCUGCCAGAAACAGCAACUAGGAGGAGGAGGAGUCCUAGGCGAGGCGUUUGCCCUGCCUGCUGACCGGGGCUGGGCAUGCAACAGGCGGGAGUACAACCUGUUUAACACACCCCUGGGUUCCCGGACUGCGCCGCUGGCCCCCUUCUCCCCUUCAUUUUAGCGUGGAAGAAAAAGGGGGGAAAGGAGGCUCCGGAGGAAAGGCGCCAGAUUCCGCAGGCUGUUUGCUCGCCCCUUCGGUCUCCUGGGCAAAGCGUCCAGAUCCGACGUGUCAGCAAGAACGUCUGGCCAGCGCUUUCGCUGCGAAGCGAGCCUACGCGAUUUCCCCAUCGCCUCUCUCUCUCCCUCUCUCUCUCUCCAGCGCCAGGCAAUGCCCGCCGUCGACAAACUUCGCCUAGAAGACGCUCUGCAAGAUAGUCCGCAGACCCGCUCGUUACUGAGCGUAUUUGAAGAAGAUGCAGGAACACUCACAGAGUACACCAACCAACUGCUUCAAGCAAUGCAGAGAGUUUAUGGGGCACAGAAUGAAAUGUGCCUGGCAACACAACAGCUUUCCAAGCAUCUUCUUGCCUAUGAAAAACAG
This is a messenger RNA of Thamnophis sirtalis, 614 nucleotides long. Lineage: Eukaryota; Metazoa; Chordata; Lepidosauria; Squamata; Natricidae. The record is from RefSeq and is a predicted model, not a curated record.